This is a messenger RNA of Effrenium voratum, 1047 nucleotides long. NCBI's taxonomy places the organism in Eukaryota, Dinophyceae, Suessiales, Symbiodiniaceae. The record is from the annotation of a GenBank genome assembly.
UAUGGCUCAAAAGCUCACAGCCGCACGAAGGCAAAAACUCGACUUGCCGGCAUGGAGGUGCAGCUAGUGCUGGGGCCAGAUGGCAAAGUCAUUUUUCUGGAAAGCAAGGCCGACUUCGUCGAGUGGCUGUUCGCGAUUAUGGAUGUGCCCCUUUCAGGAUUGGUGAAGUUGUGCCAAAAGAGCAGCGCACAUGGAGCCGGGCCCCUGACAAACUUGUCGGGGUCUUUGGUGACCAUGGACAAGGCCUAUUUUCAAGAUCAGAAGGUUGGCAACCCCAUCGCUCAGAAAGAGGUGUCCGGUGCAACCGAGCUGCUCCAAACCAUGAAGCUCAAGAAGGCCCAAACUGGCAUGCCAGUGUAUCAGUGCAACUCGUGCUGCAGACAGACGUCAUGCACUUGCAAUCUGAAUAGCAACUGCUUCAUACACAGCAACCAGUGUCCGUCCGGAUGUGCCUAUGUGGCGUUCCAACUGGUUCCGCCCCCACCUGCUGCAUCACCUAUGUCUUCAAGCUUGCUGGCCCCUGGUAACUACAAGUUCAUGGUCACGGAGGACCUCACAGUUGUGGAUGCCUCCGUGGUGAAGGCAAUGGAAUUCAUUCAGGCGCAUGCGGGUGACAUGACGAAGAUCAAGACAGCUACGGCCACAUGUUCGGAAGACAAGCUGCGCAAGCUGAUUGGAUCGCUUCUUGCAGGAUCUAAGUCUGUGCUCACUGACACAUUCGCCGCAGAGGUCAGCGAUGCUAGUUCGGACAGCUCCUUCGAGCGAGUGAGCAUUGGCACCAGUUGAGCCGUUCCGUGGACUGUUACGGCUGAUUGCGUGCAGCCACGGUCGGCCGUUGGAAUCCGACAGGUUCAGUUGCAGCCUAGGUGCAGCAUAUGACUGCGACGACGGCGGCACCUUUCUGUACAUACUUAAUUGGCAGGCUUAUAGUAGGAAUGCAGCGGCUACCGCCCAAGCCUUUAGUCGGCCAGCAGCUUGGGAGGUCAUGCCGCUUGCAUGUGUAAUGCUACGCAUCGCCAAGAGUGCAGGGCACAAGUGCGGCGGCAG